Molecule: messenger RNA, 3261 nt
Organism: Manacus vitellinus (golden-collared manakin)
Lineage: Eukaryota; Metazoa; Chordata; Aves; Passeriformes; Pipridae
Gene: TMEM132B
Product: transmembrane protein 132B
Exons: 5
Coding region: 73-2049 (658 amino acids)
Source: RefSeq, a predicted model, not a curated record
CCAUCAGAGGCAGGGUUGGUUCAUUUUCAUGGUUUUGUGCUUCUCUAACACCCAUCCUCCCUUUGUCUGUGCAUGCAGGACACAGAGGUCCUGAACACAGCCAUUCUGACGGGCAGAAUGGUGUCAGUUCCAGUCAAGGUCGUUGCCGUGCAGGAGGACGGGUCCGUGGUGGACGUUUCAGACUCCAUCGAGUGCAGAUCAGCUGAUGAAGAUGUCAUAAAGGUUUCUGACAGCUGUGACUCCAUCUUCGUUAAUGGCAAGGAAAUGAAAAGCAAAGUGGAUACUAUUGUUAACUUCACUUAUCAGCAUUUUACCACCCAAUUAGAAGUGACGGUCUGGGUUCCAAGGCUCCCACUGCAGAUAGAGAUCUCUGAUACAGAGCUUAGCCAGAUCAAAGGCUGGAGGAUACCUGUCACCUCCAAUAAAAGGCCCACCCGUGACAGCGAGGAAGAAGAAGACGAUGAGAAGAAAGGCAAAGGUUGUACCCUCCAGUACCAACAUGCCAUGGUGCGAGUUCUUACCCAGUUUGUAGCCGAGUCCUCGGAGUUUGGAGGCCACCUGACCUACAUGCUGGGCUCUGAGUGGCAGUUUGACAUCACUGACCUUGUGGCUGAUUUCAUGAAGGUAGAAGAGCCCAAGGUUGCUAAACUUCAAGAUGGUCGAGUUCUGGUUGGUCGUGAGCAAGGCAUCACCACAGUCCAGGUUCUGUCCCCUCUUUCGGAUUCCAUCUUGGCAGAGAAGACAGUGAUAGUUUUAGAUGACCGGGUAACCAUUACAGAUCUAGGAGUACAACUAGUUUCAGGCUUGUCUGUCUCCUUACAAAUCAGCAAAGGAAAUAAGAGAGCAAUCGUUUCUACCACCUCUGCCUAUGAUAUCCUUCACACUCCAAAACAGGAAGCCAUAGUCAGUGCUUGGAUUCUGUUCAGUGAUGGGUCAGUGACACCGUUGGAUAUCUAUGACUCCAAGGACUUCUCCAUCACCAUCACUUCUCUGGAUGAGAUGGUCGUGUCUUCACACCAAAACCUUCAGUCCAGCUGGCCUGUCGUGGUGGCAGAAGGGGACGGGCAAGGACCUCUGAUUAAAAUUGAAAUGGUCAUCAGUGAGCCCUGCCAGAAGACUAAGAGGAAGAGCAUUUUGGCUGUUGGGAAGGGAAAUGUCAAAGUGAAGUUUGGUCAAAAAGAUUCUGACCAAAAAGGAGGCACUAAUGACAUUGAUGAUGUGGAGAGGGAUUUUAAAAGCCAUGCAAGCAAUUCUAUAGAGAAAGCUGCAGAACAAGAUAGGACAGCACAAGAAUGGUCCAAAAACCACGAGGACAUGUUCAGUCAUGAGGACAAUGCAAACAAAAGCACAACUUUCAUGUCUCCCAUUGAUCAGGAGUCCCUGGAGGAUGGACAGCUCCAAAAUAACCCAACUGCCUUCACAGGUUUCCCUACACAAGUAGAAAUACCAGGAGAAAACAAUCCCAGUGAUCUCUCAUUGACUUCAAGAGGAUUAACAGAUUUGGAGAUUGGCAUGUACGCACUGCUGUGUGUUUUCUGCUUAGCAAUCUUGGUCUUUUUGAUUAACUGUGUGGCAUUUGCUUGGAAGUACAGGCAUAAAAGGUUUGCUGUGAGUGAGCAAGGCAACAUCCCCCAUUCCCAUGACUGGGUCUGGCUCGGAAAUGAGGUUGAACUGCUGGAAAACACGGUGGACAUUUCACUCCCGUCGGAGGAGUGCACUACCAUGAUUGACAGAGGAAUGCAGUUUGAAGAAAGCAACUUCCUCCUUAAUGGGAGUUCUCAGAAGACUCUUCAUAAUCAUAUCCUCAGAUCUUCUGAGUACCUUUGUGAAAAAGAAGUUAAAAGUGAACCUAUAAAUCCUUCUGGGCCAAAGCAGAAGAGAGUAAAGUUCACUUCAUAUACAACAAUACUGCCCGAGGAUGGAGGCCCCUACACCAACUCAAUUCUAUUUGACAGUGAUGAUAAUAUUAAAUGGGUAUGCCAAGAUAUGAAUCUUGGUGAUUCCAAGGAACUUAGGGACUAUAUGGAAAGACUGCAAGACAAUAUGUAAAACUACUUUCUUAUGUUUGUAAUCACCUUUAUGCCUUCUGUUUAUGGAUGGUGGAGCGGUCAGACCAGUCAGCAAUAGGAACAAGACAGUCCAACCUUGGAGUUACUGAGAUGAUAACCUGAUAUCAGUGAGCAGGUACAAGAGGCUGGCUGAGUUAAUCCUGUUUCACCACAAACCAGGAUGUGCCCCUAAAACAGCUACCUGUAGGUGUUGGAGGUGUCCCACACGAUGGCUGUUUUUGUAUACUGCCUGGUACUAGCAAAACGCUAAUACAACUACGCUCAGACUCAGAGGAGACUUCAUUUGUUUGUCAUCUCUCAUGAUAAAUGGUAAAUCGGAAAAGGAAGGGAUAUUUGUUGGCAUUGAUUUUUCUAGUCGUCGUCCUUUGUAAAGCACAGUGGACAUUUCUUGCUUACAGCCUGAAACGAGGCUUACAGAAAAAGGGAUCGGAAUGAAUCUAAUUUUAUUGCCUAUGUGCAAUGCAGCCAAGAAGUCUUAUUAUUUUUUACAGAUAUAACCCCCCCCAUGUGGUUAAUUUCAUCUUCUGUUGUUUAUGAAUUUCAUUUGACUUAGGGAACAUUAAAUAUUUUCUUUGAAGGGGUUUGUUUUCUUUUUUGUUGUACCAAAGUGUAGUACAGUAAUAUUUAUAAUGAUUUGAGUUUUCUAUUCAUCUGCAUCAGCCCCUAGAGAUACCUCCUUCAUCACUGAUUAUCUUCCUCCUUUCCAUAUGGGUAUAUGGGUCGUUAGUAUUUGAAAUAUAGAAAGGUAUUAGAACUCUUACUGGGAAAGGGUUGUAUCUUCUUACAGGGAACUGUAAAUAUAAUAAUAAACCCUGGAAAAUAAAAAUCAAGGAGUAGCCCUGGGUUCACUUUUGUCAUUGCUAAUAUGAAAAAGUAACCUGCAACAAAACAGCACAUACUUCAAAGGGAAAUGCUUUGCUGAAACAGCAGCUUGGUUGACAAUACACGUUAUUAUCUGAAUGAGAAAGUCAAAUGUGGUAUCGAAAUGCAUGGAAUAGGAAGGAAGCUUCCUAGGAAAUAAGCAAAGCUUGGAUCUACUGUUACUCUGUACUAGUUAAUACACUGGUGGUAGAGAUUAGCAGGACAGAGAAGUUCAUGCUCGACAGCUCAUGCCCCAGACCUUGUCUAAAACAUCUCUGUCCAUAAAGCCAUUAAAGAACAAAACUUUACACCAUGUUUCAUUAAAAGCAAA